Messenger RNA from Dermacentor silvarum, 962 nucleotides. RefSeq lists its product as uncharacterized. The transcript is spliced from 4 exons. The record is from RefSeq and is a predicted model, not a curated record. NCBI's taxonomy places the organism in Eukaryota, Metazoa, Arthropoda, Arachnida, Ixodida, Ixodidae. The coding region runs from base 125 to 607 and encodes 160 amino acids.
GUCACCGAGAGAGACGAUUAUAAAAGCAACGUUUUUUUCCGCCUCCAGUUGCCAAGACCUCCGCUCGCUGUCUCCGAGUUGCCUCCAGUUCCAUUUGUGUCUGCGUCCGCCUUUUACUUCCAACAUGCGUCGCAUUUUGGCCUUCGUCUUGCUCGUGGCUGUCCUGGCAGUUGCCUUCGCAGCACCUGCCCCUGCUGAGGAACAGAAAGAAGAAGAAAUCGAAGGCAGGACCAGACGUGGUCGUUUGCGCCACCAUGGUCGUGGCUUCGGAAAGGGGGGUGGCUUCGGUGGUCCCGGAGGCCCUGGCGGAGGCUUUGGCCCCGGUUUUGGCGGUGGCCAGUACGGCAGUGCCUUCAACCAGGGCGGCAGCUUUCAGACGGGCGCUCAGGGUGACCGGUAUGGCCAAGGCGGCUUCAACUACAAUGUCGGUGGCUCGAAGAGGCGUGAAUAUGGCAACGUGCAGACGUAUGGCGACCGCGAGACGUUUGGCCUGAGCGAAAACGCGGGUGCCAACCGGGCCAUGGGGCAGUCCAGCUAUGGGAACCAGUACAAGAACCAGGAGCAGGGAUCCGGAGGCCAGCAGUUCAGCUCCGGAUUCUCCGGCUGAGCCGAACUAUCUAGGCCUGCUGGAUGUUCGCGGACCGUAGGUCGCCAUAACUUCACACCUGUCACCCGGAAGAUCCCACAUGAGAUUAUUGCAUUGAAUGAAAUCAAAGAAUGAAUGUGCGCUGAUGCAAGAGCGAAAGAGAAGAAAGAAAUGUCUUGAGAGAUGUCAGAAGCGCAGCCCUGCGUGCUUUCAUAAAACACGCAGCGUUGAAAGUUGUUUACGAGAGUGAAACACAAUUUUGCUACAAUGUUGUUCACAGUUCUACGGUAUAUAUAUUUUUAUAUAUACACUUCUACCACUACUACCACUCUACAACUACUCAGCUAUUGUAAUAAAUAUAUUUAUUUUUUCAGUG